AUGUACCAUUACAAACGCAUCCCUGAAGACGAGGUCCGUCUCCUGAUCAUCAAGCCGGGCUCUUUCGACGAGCAGGUCAACGCUACGUUACUGGUCGUGAACGAUGAGCAGCUCGGAACUGAAGACUAUCCCUACUGUGCCCUCUCAUACAACUGGGGCAAUAGCGCAGACGACAGUACCAUUGUCAUCCAGGACGACCCAGCCUCAUCUCCCGUCAAAUCUAUCACAAAAGCAGUUGAUGUACUCAAAGCGGCUGUGCAAGACAAGAUGAUCAAGAUCAAGCCGAAUCUCUACGAAGCUCUCAGACAUUUGCGGAAAGACAACGAGCCUAUCGCGCUUUGGGUGGACGCAUUGUGCAUCAAUCAAUCCGACACCAAAGAAAAAGAAGAACAAGUGCUAAAGAUGGCGCACAUCUACCGCAAAGCCUACAACGUCAACGUAUGGCUUGGUUCCGACAAUGCCGAUGAUCUCGUCUCCAACAGAGCCAUGGCUUUUAUCCCCGUGGUUGUCAAUCCGGAUAAUUACUCGGCUCUUCUCGCUGGCGAUACGUAUAUUGAAGACUGGGCAAGCCUGUACGAACUUCUCAAGUGGAGCUGGUUCUCCCGACGCUGGGUCAUACAGGAGCUGGCAUUUGCGCAAUCCGCUUCAGUUCAUUGUGGCAAGCAUGUGCGAGACUGGAGCGAUUUCCAAACCGCCAUCGCCAUCUUUCACCGACACUUUGAACUUCUGAAAGCGCGACUUAUGAUGCAUUAUGAAUCGUCUCAGGUCAAGCGAAACCACUUGAAUGAUGACUCAACCCUAGAGAUCGAGCACCUGGGUGCCAAGCUGUUGGUAGACAUGACAUCCACGUUAUUCCGAAAGCGACCCGACGGCACCCUGGAAUCUACGAAAGGAUUGGAGAGCUUGGUAUGCUCUUUGUCAGGUUUUGACACGUCCGAUCCACGCGACACCAUCAAUGCCUUCAGGAGUAUUUCUAAAGAGGUUACCAGAUACGACCCACGUUCCAUAGGACCGCUAAAGCCACCGCCUGCCCCGAAUUACAGCAAAGACCUCUUUGAGAUAUACCGGGACUUCGUCAAAUGGGUUGUAGACACCACGGGAUCCAUCGACAUAAUCUGCCGCCAUUGGGCAUUGAAAGAACGACAAGAGCGAACGCCGACAACUCCUCGACUAGUUCCACUACCUUCCUGGAUCUUGUUCGUCGAAGACUCAGCUUGGGGAAAGGGCGAAGAUCUAUUUCGCGGCCGGAAGGCUGGCGACAGCUUUGUCGGGCUACCCGGUAGUAACAACUACAACGCCUGCGGCAGGCAAGGCAAGCAAGCCCAGGUCAAGUUCCCUCGAAGUCCUGUCCAUCGCGCCUCCGCCAUACCAGCCCAGGUCACGCACGACAUGUCGAUGCAUGUGAAGGGUGUUAUGAUAGGUACAGUGUCUUUCCGUACUGAUCCAUUCCCCGAUGGUGUCAUCACCAAAGACUGCUUGGAAGGCCUAGGCUGGGUUUUCGACAAGAAUGCGACCGAGAUCAACCAGGUUCCGGCCAAGCUAUGGCAAACUCUUGUCGCGGACCGCGAUCCACAGGGCAACCCACCCCCUCAUUGGUACAAAGCAGCAUGUGAACAUUGCCUCUCUUUCCAAACGAAUAAUGGCCACAUCAACAUCAACACCAUAUUACAGCACCGUCGAAACCUCCAAAGUGGAUUUCGUGACAUAGUGUACGACUACCUUUGUCGCGUCCGUGCUGUCACCUGGAACCGAUCCUUCCUCAGAGGCGACCCCAUUUGUAGUGCCACCACCAACAGUUGCGACUUCGACCAUGACGAACUCGUUGGCUUUGGCCCACCCAGGACCGAGAAGGGGGAUGUGAUUGCUAUCUUGUAUGGCUGCAGCGUCCCCGUUAUCCUCCGACCAACUCAAAAUGGCCCUAGUGAGCAUCUCGGGUACCUGUUCGUCGGCGAAGCUUACAUCUACGGUAAAAUGGACGAUGAGGCUUUUGGGGUCCAUUGCGAAGAAAAGAACUUCAAGCUGCUCUAA
Messenger RNA from Alternaria hordeiaustralica, 2028 nucleotides. RefSeq lists its product as uncharacterized. The coding region runs from base 1 to 2028 and encodes 675 amino acids. The transcript has 2 exons. NCBI's taxonomy places the organism in Eukaryota, Fungi, Ascomycota, Dothideomycetes, Pleosporales, Pleosporaceae. The record is from RefSeq and is a predicted model, not a curated record.